Messenger RNA from Sciurus carolinensis (gray squirrel), 2994 nucleotides. RefSeq names its product glycoprotein nmb (gene Gpnmb). Gene Ontology annotation, molecular function: integrin binding. NCBI's taxonomy places the organism in Eukaryota, Metazoa, Chordata, Mammalia, Rodentia, Sciuridae. Gene Ontology annotation, biological process: cell adhesion. The transcript has 11 exons. The record is from RefSeq and is a predicted model, not a curated record. Bases 114 to 1784 code for a protein of 556 amino acids.
UCAUUUAAUAAAGAGUGGAGCACAGCAGAGCCCAGAAGAACACUGCUCUCCGCAGAUGGGGCCAGAGGAGUUCCAAGUUAAAUCCUGACUGCCUGGGCCUGUGAGGAUUCAACAUGGAAUGUCUCUACUGUGUCCUGGGAUUUGUGUUUCUGGUUGCAAGACUGCCACUUGAUGCGGCCAAACGAUUUCAUGAUGUGCUGGGCAAUGAAAGAUACCCUGGCUAUCUGCGGGAACACAGCCAAUUAAAUGGCUGGUCUUCCGAUGAAAAUGACUGGAAUGAAAGACUCUAUCCCAUGUGGAAGAGGGGAGAUGCAAGGUGGAGAAACUCCUGGAAAGGAGGCCGUGUGCAGGUGGUCCUGACCAGUGACUCUCCGGCACUCGUGGGCUCAAACAUGACGUUCGCAGUGAACCUGGUGUUCCCCAGAUGCCAAAAGGAAGAUGCCAAUGGCAACAUCGUCUAUGAGAAGAACUGCAGAAAUGAUUCUGGCUUGUCUCCUGACCCAUAUGUUUACAACUGGACGACCUCAUCAGAGGACAGUGACCGGGAAAGUGGCACUGGCCAAAGCCAACACAACGUGUUUCCUGAUGGGAAGCCUUUCCCUCACCACCACGGAUGGAAGAAAUGGAAUUUUGUCUACAUCUUUCACACACUUGGUCAGUACUUCCAGAAAUUGGGCCGAUGUUCAGUGAGAGUUUCUAUAAACACAACCAACAUGACGGUUGGCACCCAAGUCAUGGAAGUGAUUGUCUACAGAAGACAUGGCAGGACAUACAUUCCCAUCGCACAGGUUAAAGAUGUGUACGUGGUAACAGAUCAGAUUCCUGUAUUUGUGACCAUGUCCCAGAGAAAUGACCGAAAUUCAUCAGAUGAAACCUUCCUCAGAGGCCUUCCCAUUAAGUUUGAUGUCCUGAUUCACGAUCCCAGUCACUUCCUCAAUAAGUCUGCCAUUGACUACAAGUGGAACUUUGGGGAUAACACUGGCUUGUUUGUUUCCAAUAAUCACACUCUGAAUCACACGUAUGUGCUCAACGGAACCUUCAACCUUAACCUCACUGUGCAGGCAACUGUGCCGGGACCUUGCCCUCCACCUUCACCCAGACCUCCAAGACCAACCCCUUCUUUAGUGCCUGCUGGUGACAACUCCCUGGAGAUGAGCAAGAUUCCCAAUGAAAACUGCCAGAUUAACAGAUACGGCCACUUUAAAGCCACCCUCACCAUUGUAGAGGGAAUCCUAGAGGUUAACAUCAUCCAAAUAGCAGGUGCCCCAAUGCCCAAGCCAAAACCUGACAACUCCCUGAUGGACUUUGUAGUGACCUGCAGAGGGACCAUCCCCACCGAGGUCUGCACCGUCAUUUCUGACCCCACCUGCCAAAUUGUCCAGAACAUGGUUUGCAGCCCUGUGGACGCGGAGGAGACCUGCCUGCUGACUGUGAGAAGAGCCUUCAGUGGGUCUGGGACAUACUGUGUAAACUUCACUCUGGGUGAUGACACAAGUCUGGCCCUCACAAGCACCCUAAUCUCCAUCCCUGGCAAAGACACAGCCUCCCCUUUAAGAACAGCAAGUGGUGCCCUGAUCUCUGUUGGCUGCCUGGCCGUAUUUGUCGCUGUGGCCGCCAUCUUGGUGUACAAAAAACACAAGGAAUACAAACCAAUAGAAAAUCGCCCUGAGAACAUGGUCAAAGGCAGAGGCCUGCGUGGCUUCCUCCACCACACAAAGGAAGGGUUCUUCCGGGGAAACCAGGAGAAGGACCCACUGCUCAAGAACCAACCAGGAACCCUUUAGAUCUUCAGUCUAAUCUCUGACCGAGAGCCCACCCAGUGCCAUCUGUGUAAGCUGCACAGGAGUGGAUGACGAUUAACUCUUUUUUCCUAAAGAUUAUUGUAAAAAAUAUAUCGUGAUGGGGGGGGUGGAUUUUUUAUAAGUUUCAUGAUAUUUUACAGAAAUGGUAAAAUGGCUUAGCAGCGAUUUCUUUUAUUAUUUGCAAGGAUUCACAUAUAAUGUCUUAGGUGAUUUGUAGAAUAGACUAUUCAUUAGACUCUGACCCAGGUUAAAUGGAAGGAGAGCCUGGGCACUUUCUAGCUCUUCGUUUAGGUAUAUGCAUAACACCACUGUAGUCCUUGUCUGAAGAUCAGGUUUCAAACUAACUGAAUUCCAUUUUGUUGAAUAUGCAUGAGAUCCUGACAGAAGAAUGAGAUCCAAGACCUUCAUAUGAUGUACAUGCUUGUUAUACUCAGAAAAAAAUAGUAAUCUAAUAAAUAGGUGUGAGUACUAUAUUUUGAUGACAACCUGCCUUGUCCAGCUGAAAGAAGGAAUGGUAUUCAUUCAUUUAUCCCAUGGACAUUUAUUUAGUGCUUUCUGUAUACCAGAUAUGACCCUGUACUCAGAGAAAUUAUAUAUAUACAUAUAUAUGUGUAUAUUAUAUAUAUACAAUAUAUGUACAUGUAUACACAUAUAUAUAAAUUUCAGUGCACAUAUUUGGAAUCAUGUUAUAGUUUUCUAAAGGCAAUCCCUAGCUUUCCUACUAGUUUCUCUGUUUAAAUGAUGUGAAUACGUAAUCAGUGAGGAUUUGUUCUCCAUUUGUAACUGAAAUCAUCUGUCAUAUGUUAGACAUGACAUUGUUUUUCUCUUUCCUGAAAAAUAAAUUGUGGGAAGAGACAAGGCCUCGGUAUUGUAAUUAUUUUUCCAAUGCAUUAUUUGCCUUUCAAUUUCAUUUAUAGUUUUUGACAGAUAAAACAGUACUCUAGCACCACCCCAGAGCAUUGCUAAUUUAAGCUCAUAAAUAUUUUCAUAUAUAUACACACACACAAACAUACAAAUUGUGAAAUUUCAAUUAAAAGUUUCAAUGUAUAAAUGGAUAUAACCAGGCCAAUCUAAAAUAAGAGAUUGGAGUUGGAGUGGUAGAGUGCUUACAAAGCAUGCACAAGGUCCUGAGUCAGAUAUCCAGCACUGCAAAAAAAAAAAAAAAAAAAAAAAAAAAAAAUUAAAAAGAUUU